ACAGUUUCAGGCGUGAGUCUUUGUCAGGUUUUGGUCUGUUAAGUCAAAUUAUUGUUCAAAAACACUGAUAGUAAUGAAUCUGAAAGUGUAAUGAAUUUAUUUUGUGGACACGACUGAGAUCCUGCUAAACUUUGGAAUCUUUGUACACACAUUUGAAGGUAGGACACUUUUAUGAGAGCAUGAACCCGAGAAGAUAUCCACAGCUUCGAAGUGACGCUAAACUACAUAGCCAUAGUUUGAUGAUGAUGAUGAUGAUUAUUCUUUUUAUUAUUAUUUAUUUUACUAAAGAGAAAAUAUAUUAAAUGUUUCACUACAAUGUUUAAAUCUUUUCUACAGUAAAGUGUGUUUAAAUAAAUACCAUAGGUAAAUAUGCCUCCAGCAUCAACGCAAGGAAUAUCCUCAUAUGCAGACACAGGUAUGGUAAAAUUCCCUUAUACAAAGCUAGAAUUAGUCUCUGAUUGUAAUGCAAUGUCUUAUACUUGUGGCUAAUAGUUAAUGUAUUUUAUACUUGGCAGGUUUUGGCCUAAGUUUGCUUUUGGGAACUGAUUAUGACAGAAGGAAAACCAAACUUAAGGAGGAGCUUCAGCUAGACUACAAACAACAUAUUGCCAAGGUCUGGUUUAUUUAUUUUAUUUAACCUUUAUUUAACCAGGUUUGUCCCAUUUGCAAGGGAGACCUGACCAAGAAUGGCAGCAAUACAUAGUUACAACAAACAGUCACACACAGACUCAAUACAGAACAAAAAUGUGAGGAAACAUCAGUUUAAACAGAGACAUUCUGAGAGUUUGUACUCCAGCCUUUUAACCGCAGAUUUAAAAACAGUCAAAGACACCAAAUUUUGCAGCUUAAAUUCAGUCUGCAGAUUACCUUCUUUCCCAUUUCAGUUCUGGCUCUGGGGACAAUAAACUGUAUAAAUCUCAAUGAUCUCAGGUUCUGUAAUUCAUCCUUUAAGAUCAAUAAGGAGGAAAGGUAGUCCUGAAUUUUUCCAAGAAUGCCUUUGUAAAAAAAGACCUUUGUCCUUUUUUCCAGAAAAAGGAACUGAAGACAAGCAAACCUCAUCCACAACCCCAGGGUCUCUCUUUGCCUAUUAAAGACAAGACAUCAGUCCAGGUGUGUGUGUGAGUGGAUCUUCAGCAUAGUUCAACAUUAGCAUUGUUAAUAUUAUUUGUGUGCGACUGUACACCAGUGUGUGACAUCUCUAUUGUUUUCUAUCGAUCAUAGAUUUUCCACAGAGUGCAUGUAAGCUGAUGUGAAAAAGAAACUACACAGUGUUUUGUGUUGUACAGCAACUGCUCACUAGCAGGGCUCAUAAGUUUGCCAAUAAGACAAAGGGAAGCUUAUUCAUUGAUGUGUGGCCCAGUGGCCUAAUGGAUAAGGCAUCAGCCUCCGGAGCUGGGGAUUGUGGGUUCGAGUCCCACCUGGGUCGCUUUAAUUGCACCUGGAGUCAUUAAAUGAUCCAGUUUAUGAAGACCUUGACUGUUUGAUAAUGGGCUGAAGUCCAUCUCUGUGUAUGACUGUGCCAAAGCAGUUAUGCUGUAAACCCUAUGCUGAAAAAAUGAAGGCACUGAUUAUCAAAGAAUAAAGCUGCAUUAAAGUCUACACCUCUAUGUCUUGAUUUCAAACAGAUGCUGAUUCAUAUUAUUUGUUUUUUAAAUUUAGUUUCAAUACUGAUGUAUAAGUGAUAGCUUAGACUCAAACACAGCUAAUGAAAGACAUCAUUAAAACUGUUUUCUCUCACAGGAAAAACUGCGAGAGGAGAGAAAUAAAGAGUACAACCUCUUCCUAAAGAAUCAAGCUCAGAAUAGAAAGUUUAAAAGGGUUGUACCUCCUGUCACUAAAGAGGUAAUGGAAAUAAAACCAACAAUCUCAGUCAUUUUUUUGUAUGAUAAAAAAAUCUAAUGUGGUAAAGCAGGUUUGUGAAAGCUGCAACAUUUUUCUCUCUUUUUUUUACAUUCAGGCUUCAGAUGCUGUUUGCAUUUCCUCUCCUGCUUCUCCUCUUCAAAUCCCCAACAUGCCCACAAAUUAUCACCCUCCUCUCUGGGAGCGCCCUUCAUCCAGGAAAGAUGCUGCGACUUUGACUGAGGAGGUGGGUAAUGGAAAAAGGACAGGCGCUUGGAUUCCAGCCCAGCGGGGACGGAGGCGUUGGCAAAUCAUCAAACAAAGAGGGUCGUAUAGCUCUGAGGAGGAGCUGGAUAUUGACAGGGAGCAAGAGCUGGUGAUCAGAAGGAUUAGGAGACACUCAGACACUCCAGAGCUAAAGUACAAAGAGGAGAGGAGGGCCAGAGAGCACAGAGCUACUAGGUGUCGCUUUUUCUUUCUAUUUUUGAGUCAUUUUUGUCUUUAUCAUCUAACCAUAGUGAUGAUGAUGAUGAUGAUGAUGAUGAUGAUAGUGGUGUAUAUCUUUUUUACCUGUCGUGUCUCUUUCAAUGGCAGAGCCCCUCAAGGUACUCAGGAGGUAGAGGCCUCUGGUGGUCAUGAUCAGAACAACAAUGCCUUGUUUGAGAAGCCAGAGUAAGCCCAUAUUUAUUUCUACGUUGACAGCAAUGCAAUUCAUCCCACUGAAACAGGAUCGUCCUUGCUAGCAACGGCAUUCACUCACAGAGCUGAAAGGCCAAUAAUACCCCUUUGGAGAGUCUCAUAAAUAUUUUCAAUCAAUGAAAAAAAUCUGAUUAAAUGAGCCAAGCCAAGACAGGUAUUGAUAAUUGUUGCCAUACACAGUUAUUGCUCUCCUGCUCUCUCAGCUUUUAUUGUUUCCUGUCAUGCCAUUAAAGUUGAGCCACACUGAGUAAGCUGUUGAGCGGGGAUGGAGGGUGAGUCUUGGCCCAGCUCCGGGUAAACAAUUACUCAACCCAGUUUUAUCUAAGAAGCUGGACUGCAGCCAAUGUGAGGCUUCACCCUCUGUCUUUGAGACCAGAAAGCUGUGCAAGCAAAUGAGGAAAAUGUGUAUGAUGUAACUCGGUAGCGGGGUGUGGCUCUAGGGAACUGGUAACUGUGCUGUUAACCUUCUAUCCUGCCAUUAAUUGGAUGAGUCUUGUAAAGUGUCAGGAUCUGUUUAUCUUUGUUUAGUAGUCUGGAAAUGCCAGACAGAAUGAGGGCAGCUGCAAGAUCAAGACCUGCAACCAGCUGGGAUAAAGCAGAACAUGCUACCGGGCUUAUUAUUGGUAAAAACCCCAGCGUUAUCUCAUUAUGCUUUUGGUAUCUGUCACUUUCAGCAUCUUUGUUGACGAAUCCUGAACAUUUACAGCUCCUUUCUUUUGUCAUGUAGGAGCGGCAGAGGAGCAGACGGCCUCUCAGCUGAGGAAAGAGCAAUACAAGCAAGAGCUGCUGAAACAAAUAGCUGAACAGCAAAGGAAUAAGACGAGGUGAGUUUUUUUUGUUCAAUAAAUCAACAUGCAGAGAGUGGUUUUACUGCAAAAACUCCUGAGAGUUGACAAGAAAUGAAGGAUGGCAUUUUUUUUUUUGUGCUCAGGGAGAAGAAACUACAGCUGGGGGUUGCUGCUACUGGAGUGACAGACCCUGAGAAGGAGGUAGAGCAGGACCAGACCAGACUCAAAGUGAUGAAGUUAUAAAAUUGAUUUUUUUUUUUUAAGAUUUUAUCUAACUUUAACAAAAGCAUUGUGCCUCAUUCUCUGCUACAUUUCACAGUAACUCAACAGUGUUAUAAACUGAACUACAUUUUAAUUCUUUACAACUAUUAUAGACAGUGUUGAUGUGAUUUUGGCAUCACCUUGAGUGACACUUUCUGUCUUUCUCCUGUUGGAUCAGCCCCACAGAAUGAAGCACUUUGGGUCUGAAAAUCUGGGCUAUGACAGCUGGAAACCACAUAGCUCCAAACAGUCUGGAAUAGAUCUGAAGCCUGCAAAAAAAGACUUAUAUCCAUGGACUAGAGAUCAAAUACCCACUGAGGACUCAGAGCAGCAUGUUCCCUUAGGAAUGUCCCAUGUGGACCAGGGGACAGCUCUCAGGCGGCUAACAGGGACAACUGGACCUCGAUCAGAGUCGAAGGCAGCCCAAGGUGUCCCCUCACUGGACUACUUUAAUGAGAACUACCAUCGAGACUUCUCAAACAUUCUGGGAGAGGUGGCCUUGCCAAGGUAGUGCACUUGUUACUCUGCGUUUGCAUGCAUGAAGCAACUCAGCUUUAAGUUCUCUGAGUUUUGUGAUCUGUGUUUUCAGGGUUGCUGCUGUUCCUCCUCCUGUAACUCCCAGUGUGAACAGUCAAUACAAGACUCCUUAUGAUGCAGCUUAUUACUACUAUGGAGCAAGGAAUCCUCUAGAUCCUCACCUUCCAUACUAUCAGAGUACAACAUCACAACUCUUGUUAUUUUAAAGCUUGUUUUAUGUCUUUUCCUUUUAAAAUAAAAGCCUGUAAACUUUUCUAACUACAGCAGACAGACGAAUCCAGGUUUUAAUUUUGAUGUAUGAAAAAAAGGUGGCAGAAAGAUGAAACUGACUAAAUCAUGACUAGUUUUAUUUAUUUAUUAUCUUGCGUUUUCUUUGUUAGAUGGUGCACCUGGAGGGGAGCAGCAGCGUGGAAAUUUCCACAGUCCUCUGCAAAGACUACCUCCUGUCAGACCCAGUGACUGCACCAGGUCAGUGUCGAUGCCACCACCAUCAUUUUUGCAGUCAAAAGUGUGAUAAAUUAGUAAAAUUUCUGUCAUUUAUGCUCAUCAUUUGCUUCCCUGACUCUUUCUUCGUAGAGCACCGACACCCAUGAAUAUAGGUGGUGUCCUGGCAGAGAAGUCUAAUCACGGAAGAGAAAAUGCCCUGAGCUACCAAGAAGCACUCAGACAACAGGUAGAUGUCAGACAUGGACGACAACUGCAGAUUAAACAAAAAAUUAAUGAAAGUAUCAAUGAGCUUGCAGACAAAUUAAAAAACAUUCAAAACAUUUCCUUUUAGAUUAAAGACAGAGAAGAGCGCAGGAAAAGAGAGAAAGAAGAGAAGGAGCGUUAUGAUGCCAAGAUAGAGGCUGAGUCGAUGGCGUACAAUCCUUGGGGGAGAAGUGGAGGAGGGGCUCCAAUUAAAGACCAAAAUGGCAACCUCAUUAGUGAGUAGGCUUUUGCUUCAUGUUUCAUUGCCAAACCUCAGAUUCUCUCUAUCAUGAUAAAUACAAAAACAACACUUUCAAGGGUUGCUAAAAUGUUCCUGUGCUUGUAGGUAACCUAACUCAAAUGCACAGGACCAACAAGGAGUCCCAAAGGAAUCCAGUUUCCAGGAAUGGUGGACACUUACAUGGCUUUUUGAUGAGGACUGUGCUCUCUCCAGGCCGUGAAGACAGAGAAACCCCUCCUCGCCAACUGUCAGGUAAGCAUCAGCGUCUGCAGAUGACUGUUUAGCUCAUUAAGUUUAGACCACUCUUCAGAGAUCAAUAACUUUGAGUCUCUUUUGUCCUUGAAGGUUUCAAUGAGGAUGGGUACAGAGAAGAACUGAGAAAACAGGUAGGUCCUAGAUCACAGCCUCCAGUCUAGUGCUUGAAGUCAUUGAUCGAGCAAAACAUCAGAUUCCUUUUAACAUUUCCAGCCAUAGUGGUGUUCCUUAAAAACUUUGUAAAAGCUGUAAAAUGGAGCUUAAACUUAUUGUCUCCGACAGAUUGAGGAAAAAAGGCAAAAACAGAAAGAAGAGAGUGAACGAUUGAGGCUUGAGGAGGAGAAAGAAAACAAGAGACUGGAGAACGAACGGGCUUGCAUAAGGCUGAAAUAUGAGGAGGAGCAGAGGAAGCAGAAGAAAGUGGAGGUAAGUUUGUCAUCCUUGUGGUUGGAAGGCUCUUAUGACACUCGGCGUGCUUUGGACGAACAGUUGUCUUUACUUUCUGCAGCACAGGCUGGAAAACCAAAGCUUGAUCCAUGAACCUAAAAUCCAACAUAAGAGGGAGGACAGGAGGGCAAGGCAGGAGCAAGAAAUUGAGAAGAAGGAACCUGAGAUUGAGAAGAAGGAACCUGAAAUUGAGAAGAACGAACCUGAAAUUGAGAAGAACGAACCUGAAAUUGAGAAGAAGGUUAGAGAGGAGAGAGAGGCAGCGUGGAGUUACAAGGUACGAUGAACCUGAAAAUUCACGAGUGCAACUUCAUGCAACUUCUUGUGAUUUAAUCUGCUUGUAUAUUUGCAGAGGGAGCCUUCUCCUCCCAUCCCAACCUUGCAGAGGAAGAACAGGAAUCCUGUUCCAUCUAGACCUCCCUCUGUAGUUAGCCAACUCUCCUCCGGGACUGUAAGUCGCAAACUCAUUUUUAACAUCCAGGCCGUUUUAUGUAGACUAGAAUAUUAAAUAACUUCUUUUUCCUUCACAGCAGCCCUCUGUGUCAGCUCCAGACUUUCGAGAAGUCCCUGCAAAAGCACCCCAGCUACAAGGUAGGACUCUCCUGCCUUAUCUGAACUUAACCUAAUAAAUAUCUUAUCUGGCUGAAUGAAUUUCCCCUCCUCUUCCUCUAGAGGGUCAGCAGGAAGUGAUCAGAGAGCUGUCAGCCCUUCGUAGGCAUUUGCGAAAUGAGCAGAGACAACUGGAGGCUCAGACCAACCAGACAAACUCAGAGAAGUGGCCCAACGUUUCUCACAGAAGGUACUGCUCUUACACGCUCCGAGCAGCAGGGGUGAUUUGUGCGGGUGUAGCAUGCUUGGAAUGAUUUCGCUUUGAUCAGUUUCUACCCAACUUUAAAAACAUUCAUUUGGAGAAGUUACUCGAUGUGCUCGACCCCUUAAGGUCCAAUUUCAUCAAAGACAUUCCCUGAUGCACAAAGGUGAAGACACACUAAUAAUCUGGUCUUGUUAAAAGGCAAAUUUGAUUUGCUAUUAGUAUUUAAGGAGGUUUUCUUGAGCUCUGGGCUAAUGAAAGUGACCCAGGUCAAAUUGGCCAUCAUCUAAUCUCUGCUCUCAUUCGUUUCAGGGACUCAUUACAGCAGCAGUGUAAUGAUGUGAUCCCUGAAGGAAACUUUACUUUCUAUUUAUCACCACCUUGCAGGAAAUGUGUCUGCUUUUGAGAGGCUCUGAACACUGAAAAACACAUAAUAUAGUUUGUCAUUUAGCCCCAUUUCCAAAAAGGACUACGAGUGAAUGUCCUAAAAGCUACUUGUUAAGUAUUUGCCUCUUUUCAAAUAAGUUAGCAGUGAAAUGACUUUGAGCUGCUGCCAGUUUCACAGCUUUUCCUUGCUUCCAGAAUAAGCUGCUUACCCAGAUGCCUCAAGCUUUAGGCCUUAUGAAAGCAUGUGGAAAUGCUUAACGCACACAAACCAGGUGUUACGUCCAAAUACAUCACACUUUCAAACAAAACUAAUUUAAUUCGCUUCAAAUUGAAUCCUAAUUGAGGAGGCUGGUGAAUCAAGUGGAAACGGAAGCUGUGGUCAGUGAGCAAAACUGCGGCGUGUUCAGGACGGUGUGUUAAAAUGUGCUCUCUUUCUUUUCUCAGACCCAGAGGGCGAGCGAGAGCGGAUGCAUUUGAAAUGUCACAAAGGCGAGCUUUUCAGUCAGCACCCAGAAGUCCAACCCCUGGAACUGCAUGUGCUAAUAUGCAAAAUAUAAGGGAGUUCAACCAGCUCAAAUACAGAGGUAACAAUACACUCUUUAUGAACCAUGUCAAACUUUGUUUCUGCAGAAGAAAAGCGAACAAAAACACAUUAAGUUUCCUUUAAAUCUAUAUCCUCCAAGUAUUCUCUCUUCUGCAGUAUUAUGGACAGUGAACCCCAGCCCGCUUGAGAGACUUAAUUCCUUUUGAGUGAAAAAGUAGUCCCAGCUGCAAAGAGGUCACUCAUUUCACUUGAAGCUGCAGAAAAAGUUGCAGCUACUUUCUUUUUUUGUAAGAGAGGGAUAUUGCUUCAUCUGACUUGUAACGCUUAAAUAAAAGCAGUGAAGUGUGUGUCAUCCUCUCAUGACGAAUUGGUUUAUUCCAUUUAACUGAAACUAAUUGGACGCUGCUUACUCUGCGCCUGGACUCUGAACUCCAACCUUGAGAAAACGAGUGAAAAAGCUCUCCCAUAAUGGCCUCAGUCAUGGUGCGAAUGUAUAGACAUGAUGAGGAUCACUGGUUUGGACUUUGCGGCGCAUCAUCAUUCCUGUCUCCCUCGAGCUACACUCAAACUUUAAUCUCAUGGGGUCAUGGGAGGCCUCAAUCAGCGACGGCCCUCUUGGCAGCAUAAACAGAGAAUUUAUUGCGAGCGACCAAGGAAAUGGCUUUGGACGGUUUCCCAGACCGAGUUUCUGCAGAGCUGCAGCUUGUUAAACCAACAAAAUAAGAAGAAAUGCUACUUUGUGACCAAUUAACAAAAUCACUAAUCAAACCUCCACAUAUUUAGUUUGGCUUUACGCCAAGCUAACAUCUGAAAGCUAAAUUCUAUUAAAUUAAUUUCGCUCAUUCAGAUCUCAAUAGGAUGUAAGCAGUCUGCAGGGCUGCUGAGUCACAGGCAAGAGCGCUUUUUCAGGGAAGAAAACUACUGUAGACAGAAAAGGGAAAAGUUCGGGUUUUUCUUUAGUGUGAGCAGCUGAGUAGAAUUGUUCUAGCUUUUACAUUAAUGCUGUUAUUACGUCAUACAAGUGCACAAUCCUCUAUUUUUCAGACACAGCAUCUCGGGAGGAUCUUUGUCACAUGUACCCUGACCCUCCCACUGAUGCACACAGUCUGGACAUCCAACAGCAGGCACUUCUUCGUGAACAGAAGCGUAAAAUCAGGCUCAUGGGGGGAGAGCAUGUGCACGGUGAGUGACAGCACAGUAUUUCCCCCCGGACUGUGAAGCUUUUUACUAAUAAUAAAUGUGUUUAAAUGCAGACUCUCUGGACCAGGGCAUGAACUUUUAUCAUCCUGUAAGUGAUUCUCACAAUUUAAAUAUGCAUUAUUAUCAGGACUAUCUUGUUGAAACAUAUAGCAGUUUGGUUUUCUUAUUAAUUUGUGCCUGUUAUGUGUAAUUCUUCUCUCAAAAGAACAAGCCUGAGCAAUACAUCCACAGAGACGACAUUUUGCCAUCUCAGAGUGUUUUUACUGGUAAGCCUGGCCAAACAGAGCCUCUGUUCCUGUCCUUUUUCAAGUAUGAAAAUAGUGUUAACAUUUUGAACAAAAUGUGCCUCAAGCUUCUUUUGUCUGAGGCUUCAAUCAUUCCCCACAAAGGUGACAUGGCUCGGGAGGUCAGCAACAUACACAGUCACAAUACCACACCAGACCAGCCUCUCUGCCAGGCUAAUUUAGCUCUUUGUGUCCGUGCCAGGAUAACUGUAACACAUGCCAGCCCUGGUCUCUGUGCUGCAGCUGCUGCCAGUGCUGGGUGCAAGGCUCACAGACCAGCUGCAGGGUGGUGAUAGCCCAGUGCCAGCCGCCAGGAGAGGGGGGGCAGCAGAGAAAUAGCUACAAAGCCUGGUGCAAGAAGGGAGGCUUUUGAAUAGUUCCCCCCUCUAUCCUUUUCAUCCCAAGGCUUCUCGACAAAGGAUUUGCCAAAUGUAGAGAUUUUAAUUUUUGUUUUGCCUCAAGGGAAGUUUGAGGCCUCUGAUAUCUGUCUGGUCUUGUCAGAUGUUUACAGUGGUGGGGGCGCAGGCGAAGAGCAGAUUCAAAAGCAGAGACGUCAGACACCAGCAGAGUCCAGAGAGAGGACAGCAACACGGAGGAGACGUGAUGAUAUAGUACAGUGCUCAGGAGCUAAUGCAGCAUUAUCCGUUGAAAUGUGUUUUUGUUAGUUGUAAAGUAAAAUGUUGUUUGCUGUUGUUUUCAUUUGCUCAGGGGGUAGCUGACCCUAUAGAUCAGAGGGGCUGUCAGUCUGCGCGGGGGACUAAUAAAAACCUUGAAUAUGGGAACGAACCCUGUGAACAACAACACAUGCCAAGGCAACAUACUGACACAGGUGAGAGGAGGAAACAUACAUCAGACAAACUGUCAUUUUUAUAGACCCCAGCUUGAGUAUCUUUAUGCAGCUUUGUCAUCCAAGUAAAGCAGAUGUUAACUAUUACCUCAGAAAAACAUGAACUGGAAGUUACUCCACCUUGAAUUAAUUACACAUAUGCUGAAUUUAAAGCAUCCUUUCAUGCCUGAAGAAAUGUGUGAUAGAUAGAUAACCUUCUGUCCCCUCCAGGGUGGCUGUCUGGAGAUGAAGCUGAUGUCUUAUCUCUAAGCUCUGCCCUUGGGAGGCCUGUAUCCGUGGGCACUGUUGCCACGGAGGCCUGGCUGCGACCGGGCACAUCAGAUGCUGUGAAACAGAGGCAAAACAGCAGGAUGGAAACUCUGCCCUGGCUGACAAAGCGCCUCACAUAGCUUCAUUGGCUGGUUUGAAAGAUGGGAAACAGCAUCAAGUGGAGCAGGUUCUUUGACUGAUUGUCCUUCUUUGGGAUACAGACUGAAGAUUGCUGUGGGAUUUGGCCAGAUAAUGAAGCUUUCAUGGCUUUUAGAGACCAGAAUCUGACAGUGAAAAUGUCUUCCAUUAUACUCGGCUGUUUCCUCUCUGUAUGAAAGUGCACUUUAAAACCUACGUUUAAGAUGUAGUCAAUGAAGAUUUAUAAGAAGCACAUGUGUGGAUGUUCCAUGAAUAGGGGAGAGUGGGGUAAGAUGAGCCAUUUUUCAUAUUUCAGAUCACUACAUCAAGGCAAUCAUAGUUUUGUCUCUAACUAGUGUAUCUGCAUAUAUUUCAAGAUGUUGUUCAUCCCUGCAAACCAACAGAAUGAGUGUAAACAUAACUGUCUUGAUAAUAUAACAUGCCAAAAAAAAGUCGUUUCCUAUGGUCAAGUUACCCCGUGUAUGGGGUAAGUUGACCAUAAUGCUAGGUUUUUGACCUCAUGUUGUAGCUCAUAGAUACUACAAUUGAUGUGUAAAACAAAUUUAAAAUAAUCUUAUUGGUCUGGCUCAUCAUCUGUGGAGAUCAAUAAAAGGACUGCAAUUCAACCAUUUAGAAGUCAGUGAUUCAGCUUUUCAAAUCAACCAAGUUCAAAAACUUUAUUGACCUAGAACCUGAUUAGAAUGCCAGAUGAUGUUUUGUACAGAAAGUUGUACAUAAUCUUUUUUGCAACAUAGAAAACUUUACAUUGCUGUAUCAUAUACAUUUUGUUUUCUACAUCCAUGAGCAGGAACGCAUCCCAUUCAUUCUUAAAGCACAGCUAACGUCUGUCUUUUUCUCUAUACAUAUAACUUUUCCCCAAACCAAAGAAAAAAACAAAACAUUAAAUAUAUUAUUAACUUUUGAUUUUGUACACAAGUGAAAACUAAACAUAAAACAGACUAGUGAGUCGAAAGCAGCUAGAAUCAGGUCAUUCUCCUAUCGUCCAGUUUCAGAAGCCCAGUUAUCAUUCACUGUCUCUCCUUUAAAAACCUAAGAACAUAUAAAAUGGAAUAAUUUAACCCUUCACUUUCCGUGGUCUUGCUCAAUUACAAAUCAUACUGUAUAGGACAAUCUGCAGGAGAUGGUACGGUCAAAUAAAUUAUCACAAAAGUAACAUCUCCAGUGCAUUCAAAAAGAGAUCAAGUGCAGCAAAUCCAGAGGAGGAAAACAAUAAACAAAAAUAAAUGAAAUCUAGUGUUAUAAGAUUAUAUUACACAGCGGCAGAUCUGUACAACUAGUAGAGGCUAUCAAUGCUAAUGUUAGCCAUCUGCUGUGCAGACAGAAAGAUCAUCACUAUCAAUGUGUGUCACAUUUCAUAGUUACUCAGUAUGUCCUUUUGCAUGUUGCUGAAACCUCUCUUAACUUUUUAAAUAUACAGUAAGAAGCACAAACAGGUUCUGUCUGAGCAGAUCAGAUAUGAUAACUGUCAGCUGUUUAUCAGUAGUUUUUUCCAGUGGAGGCAUUGCUACACCUUUUACAAGACCUCACUGAUUCAAUGUGAUAUUGUGUUCUCCGUCUGGGUUGUUAGUGUGUGUAGGUGUGUGUCUGCGUUUGUGUCUUGUGACAGGGUUAAGGGUGUGGGUGGGUGGUACCAAUCAGCCAAUUUGUAAUCAGCUAUUAAAGUCAAGUUUUUCAGAAUAAACCACGUGGAGGGACCUGCACAGGAGCUCUGUGUUCCAGGCUGUCUGUGGUGCAGCAUCACUGGGCCUCCUCCCCAGCGUCCUCUGCCAUCUCUGCCACCUCUGCAUCCACCUCUUGUGAGACACAGGCUGGCUGAGGCUCUGCUUCAGGCUCAGGCAGCUGUGCAAUGUGGAACACAAGGCCAAUACGCAGGAAGAACUUCCUCAGAACAGCCCGGAGCUCAGGGAUCAAGUCGAACUGCAUGAUCUCACAGAGCAGAGGGUAGUACCUGGACGCAUGGGCCUUAAACUGAAGGACAGACAGACAAAGAGCAUGAGAGACAAACCAAUGGAAAACAGGAUUAUGAAACUAAAAUCUGAUUUAUUUGCUUAUUAUAAGAUACAAAACAGACAUAAGUUGAAAACAGCAUCACUCUCUUCUAAUCUCUUUUUGUUAUUUAAGAGUCUGUUCACCGUCAACUCCCUGUUUUUCGCCGCAAGCAACCUGAAA
Molecule: messenger RNA, 12407 nt
Organism: Xyrichtys novacula (pearly razorfish)
Lineage: Eukaryota; Metazoa; Chordata; Actinopteri; Labriformes; Labridae
Source: the annotation of a GenBank genome assembly